Molecule: messenger RNA, 1080 nt
Organism: Paramecium octaurelia
Lineage: Eukaryota; Ciliophora; Oligohymenophorea; Peniculida; Parameciidae
Source: the annotation of a GenBank genome assembly
GUCACUUACCUCUAACAUGAGUAAUAAAAAGCAAGAUUAACCCUUGGCUAAUGCUUAGAAUAGAUAGAGAGGUGAUUAAAAAUAAAUCUCGUUUUUUAAAUCCAAACUGUCGGGAUUGUCACCUUUGAAUAAAUUCAGUCCUUUCAAGGAAUCAAGCACUUAUUAGCUAUUCAAUAAGAAUUAUGCCUCAGUUGAUUUCACAUAACAAAAGUAUCAAGUUAAAAUUUCAAAGACAGCCCUUAUUCAAAUCAAUUAAAUAAAGAUCUAAGCAUAAAGAACUGUCAUCUUUUGAUUCCUAGAGAAGUCCUCAUAAAUCUCCCAACACUAGCAAUUAGUAAUUUUAUGUUGAAUUUACGAAGCUCCUCAAGACAAACUACCUAGAAGAAAGAGUAUACCUCAAGAAUUUAGUAAGUAAAGAGAUAGGAAUAGUAAGUGAAUUAUAGUAAUUUUAGGAAAAUACCUUAUGACUCAUUGAAAUCUUAGAACAUCUACAUAGAGAGUUAAAAAUCUAUAUCUUAAGCAUUGAAACAAUACCAGAAGCCAGAGGAUAUGUAAAAUUACAUUCACAAUUAGGAAAUUGAUUUUGGGAUUAAAAAGCUUAAUAAGAAAAGAGAAAUAGGUGAUCUUGAAUGAUGUGGACUAAGUGAUCAAACAAACAGAUAAAUAUCAAUCCAAAAUCACAGAAAUAGUACCUAUUCCUCUUUACUUUAAUAGACGAACGACCAGGAGGAGUUGAAGAAACAAUAUCAAAAAAUGACUCAGGAUGAACAUUUGAGUAUGGAGAAAUAUGGCGAAACAAUUUCUAAAUACAACAAAGCCAUUUAGUUAUUACAUGAAUUAUAAAUUGAUUACGAUUCGCUGUUACCAGAAUUACGUAUGUAUUUUGAAAUUGAAAUUAGAGAAUGAUUAAACUGAGGAUUCCUUAAAAAAAGUGUAAUAAGAGGAGAAUAAGGAUGAAACAAUACUGCUUCAAUAGUUUAUCAUAAAAAAACUAGUUAAUAAAAUAGAAGAAUCGAAAUCGCUCAAUCAAUAACUAAUUUCAAAGAUCAAAUAAUGAUGUUCAAGGAAUUUCCAAUAGAG